Molecule: messenger RNA, 14745 nt
Organism: Ceratina calcarata
Lineage: Eukaryota; Metazoa; Arthropoda; Insecta; Hymenoptera; Apidae
Product: midasin
Exons: 16
Coding region: 67-14685 (4872 amino acids)
Biological process (GO): ribosomal large subunit export from nucleus; ribosomal large subunit assembly
Cellular component (GO): preribosome, large subunit precursor; nucleus
Molecular function (GO): ATP hydrolysis activity; ATP binding
Source: RefSeq, a predicted model, not a curated record
CGAAGCACGUGGUAAAUACGCAUUGAUUUCAAUCUGCAUCCGGGACAAAUUUUCGGCAUCAGGAAUAUGUUUUCACAAAAGGUGACAGCGUUUGUUAAACGCAAAGAGAGUUACGUUCGGAAACUGUCUUUCUACAAGACUGACAAGGAACCGAAUGACAAUGAGUACAAGAGGAUCGUCGACAUUCUCUGCAAAUUCCUGAUGAAUCCAGAUUCCACAGAAGAUGUCGCAGAGUGUUUCUUAGAGAUUCUAGAUGUAUUAGUUAUCAGAAGUAUUUCAGUGGCCGAGCCCUGUAGCAGUGAUGCGCUUCAUAGAUUGAACUCUGUUAUUCUUGGGAAGCUACUUCAUAUAGAUCCGAAUUUAUUAGUGUACGUUCAACGGUACUUCGACAAAAAUCCAGCACCAUUCCAGUCUGUAGAAAUUGAUGGCGCUCCUGUGAAAAGGUGUAGGAUAGAAGAGACAGAAGUAUUCGAUUAUGAAUUGGUCACUUCUUGUUACAAUAUUCUCUGCAGUGCACCGAUGUAUUUCAAGCAUAAAUGGAACUGGUCCAAGUUCUAUCAGUAUUUGACACACGAUGCUGAAGGUGUCAGAUGGGUAGCAAUUAAUUGCCUGGCUGUCGUAUUAGACAUGUCAGAAUCUUGUUACCUAUCGCACGUAAAUAGUUUCACUGAGAAGCAUCAAGAAUUUUCUAUCGAAUUUAAGAAACUUCAUCGAAACAUUGUAACAACUGAAGGUACAAUAGAAUUAGACGAAAUACUCGACGAGCCUUUAGUCGUAUCAAUUGGAGGGAUCUUGCUCCCAGUUUUCCAAAAAUCUACACUUAAAACAGAAUUAAAUUUGGUGCCUGUUCCAUCGACGCGACGUAAUCUACAGAACCUGGCCUUGGCAGUGUCUUCUAACAAGUGCGUCUGCCUGCAAGGCGCAGUUGGUUCAGGGAAAACUGCUCUGGUCGAAUUCUUAGCACAAGCAACUGGUCGCGACGCGCAGAGCUUUGCGAGAGUACAAUUGGGCGAUCAAACAGACUCUAAGAUGUUGCUGGGAAUGUACAGAUGCACUGAUAUCCCCGGAGAAUUUUUAUGGGAGCCUGGGAUAUUGACGGAGGCUGUGCAAUCUGGGAAGUGGCUGCUGCUCGAAGACAUCGAUUGCGCCGCAACAGACGUCGUUAGCGUUGUUAGGCAGCUCGUAGAAAAUAAGACGUUGUCGGUUCCCGGGUAUAGAGACUCUGUACAAGCGAGAACUGGAUUUCAAUUGUUUGUUACUAGAAGAUUAACGUCCGGCUCGCAAACAUCACAGAUAUCUUUGCAAAAAGAAUGGUUCUGCGUGAAUGUAGAAUCAUUAUCGAAGGACGAACUCGUAACGAUUGUUCAGACGAUGUUUCCGAUUUUGAAUACGAUAGCAACGAGACUUGUCGAUGUUUAUUUGGUGUUCGUCGCGAGACACGAGGAUGUCGUAAAGCAUGCUAGAUUAAUUUCUACGCGAGAUUUGAUCAAAUGGUGUUCCAGGGCGAUUGUAGAUUUCGAUGUAUCAUCGCCUACGUCUGCGUUGAAAAUAUUCCAAGAUGCUCUCGACACGUUCUGCUGUUCGGUUCCUAAUUCGGUUCAGCGAUCGAAUUUAGCGGUUGCCGUGGCGCAUAAGUUAGGUAUCGUGAAAACGAAGGCAGAAUACUUCUGCGAUGUACACAAACCGACUAUAAAUAUUCACAGCGAAUGCCUCAUCGUUGGCAGAGCGAAGUUGAGGGUCAAAAAAGCGGACCGAGUUAAAUUAGAAUCGAGAAAUGCAAACUUUUCAUAUACGAGACCGUCUGUGUGUCUUUUGGAGAGGAUAGCAAGUUGCGUGGUUCAGAAGGAGCCAGUUCUUCUCGUGGGAGAAACUGGUACAGGGAAAACGAGCUGCGUGCAGUACCUUGCACAGAUAACAGGCCAUAAAUUGAUCGUAAUAAAUAUGAACCAGCAGAGCGAGAGUACGGACUUGUUAGGUGGUUAUAAACCAGUAGAUUUAAAAUUGUUAAUUCGACCGAUUCGAGAGGAGUUUGAAAUCGCAUUCAGAUCGUAUUUCGAAAUUAAACCGAAUCAGAAAUUCUUAAGCCACCUUGCGCGUUGCUUUGAAGAUAGAAAAUGGAAGACGCUGACCUCGCUGAUGAUACACAGUUCCAACGCUGCUUUGAGGAGACUCCAGGUUUCUUCGAGUAGCCAAAAGGAAAUGGAAAUGUUGAAGAAGUGGCAGAAAAUAGUGCAGAAGCUGGAGAAACUUCAAACUCAAGUGCAGAGCCAAUAUUCACUGGCGUUUUCGUUCGUCGAAGGCAGUUUGGUAAAGGCGUUGAAAAACGGGGAUUGGGUUCUGUUGGACGAAAUUAAUUUAGCCACCGCGGAGACGCUGGAAUGUCUCUCUGGCUUACUGGAAGGAUCCUGUGGAUCAUUGUCUUUAUUAGAGCGAGGAGACAAGGAACCGAUCGAGAGGCACCAAGACUUCGCCAUUUUCGCUUGCAUGAAUCCUGCGACUGAUAUUGGCAAACGAGAUCUUCCAGUGGGACUCAGAAACAGAUUCACAGAAUUCUUCGUCGACGAACUAACAGAGAAGUCAGACUUGCAAUUGUUAGUGAAUUCAUAUCUGAAGGAUUUGAAUCUUCCGUCAGAGAAAAUUGCGGGUAUCGUUAAGUUUUAUUUAAAUGUAAGGAAGGAAACAGAGACUAGUCUUUUAGAUGGUACUGGCCACAAGCCACAUUAUAGUUUACGGACACUCUGUCGUGCUUUGAGUGUAUCUGCCAAGAAUCCUUGCGCGAACGCGUUGAGAUCCUUGUACGAAGCAUUUUGCCUCAGUUUCUUAACACAAUUAGAUAGUAAUUCGUAUCCGGUUGUUCAGAGGAUGAUAGUGAAAGCUAUCUUAGGGGAGAAGGCCGCGAGUGCUAUAAUCAGCACUCCGAUCCCAAGGCCGCGUGGCCACGAUAGUUUCAUCUGUUUCGAAGGAUACUGGAUCCCUAAGGGCGAUCUCGAACCGCAGUUACCUAGAGAUUAUAUACUCACAGAAACUGUGAGACAGAACUUAAAAGACUUAGUUCGAGUAGUGUCCAUUGGGAAAAUGCCAGUACUGUUGCAAGGCGAUACCUCGGUUGGCAAGACUAGUUUAAUAACGUACUUAGCGAAGGCUUCUGGUCACUCCUGUGUUAGAAUUAAUAAUCACGAACAUACGGACUUGCAAGAAUACAUAGGGACUUACGUAGCUGAUUCUACGGGGAGAUUAGUGUUCAAGGAAGGAGUUCUGGUGGAUGCUAUGAGAAAAGGACACUGGAUCAUCUUGGACGAGUUGAAUCUAGCACCCAGCGACGUCUUAGAAGCUCUUAACAGAGUCUUGGAUGAUAACAGAGAAUUGUUCAUUCCUGAGACUCAACAGGUUGUCAAGGCUCACGAGAACUUUAUGCUCUUCGCUACUCAAAAUCCUCCGGGCUUGUACGGUGGGAGGAAGGUCCUUUCACGUGCGUUUAGGAACAGGUUCGUCGAACUUCAUUUCGACGAGAUACCACCGAAGGAGUUGCAAGUGAUAUUACAGAAAAGGUGUAAAAUGCCUGAGACGUAUUGCAAGCAAGUGAUUAACGUGAUGACGGAGCUUCAGUUACGAAGGAAGAGCACCGCGACUUUCGCUGGGAAGAAGGGAUUUAUAACUCUCAGAGAUCUGUUUCGUUGGGCUGAGAGGUAUCAUCUUGCGCCAGAUACUGGGACCAGUUUGUAUGAUUGGAGCCAACAUUUGGCAGACGAAGGGUACUUGGUUCUCUCUUCGAAGGUUCGUCGCCAAGAGGAGUGUUCAGAAAUAAUUCAAGUCUUGAAGAAACAUUUAAAAAGGGACGUGGACCCGGAAGCUUUGUUCUCGCUUUCUGAGAAGACGUCGACGGUGACGAAACCGAUCCUGCAGUCACUUCUGUCUGGGCCAAUUCCAGGCUUCGAGCAUUUAGUUUGGACAUUCCAAAUGCGUAAAAUGGCUGUACUUCUCUCGAAGGCUUGCGAUUUUAAGGAGCCGGUGUUGCUCAUUGGUGAAACUGGAGGAGGAAAGACUACGGUUUGCCAACUCUUAGCUGCGAUUAGGAAGCAGCGAUUGAGUAUCAUUAAUUGUCAUAUGCACACGGAGGCUUCGGAUUUUCUUGGGAGUCUUCGUCCAGUCAGGGAACAUCAGAGUCAGAAGUUGUUCGAAUGGGUCGAUGGUCCUUUGGUGAACGCUAUGAAGGACGGUGGGUUCUUCGUGGUCGAUGAGAUCUCGUUGGCCGACGACAGCGUGUUGGAAAGAUUAAACUCUCUUUUAGAACCUGAACGGAAGCUUCUAAUUGCUGAGAAACAAUCGGAUGAGGAGAACGAGACGGUCACAGCCCACGAAAAUUUCAUUUUCGUCGGUACAAUGAAUCCUGGCGGCGAUUACGGGAAGAAGGAAUUAUCGCCAGCUCUCAGGAAUAGGUUUACUGAAAUUUGGUGCGAGGGUUGCGUGUCGUCGGAUGACUUGAAAUCAAUUAUGGUGCAUAAUCUACGUGAAGAGUUGAAGGAAACAGUUUCCACGGCGAUAAUACAGUUCAUCGAAUGGUUGAAAACUACGGAGAUAGGAAAGAGGCUCGUUGUUAGUGUCAGAGAUAUUUUAACAUGGGUAAACUUCGUCAAUUGUUGCGAGAAUUUCGAAAUAGGAGACGCCUUCUUCCACGGUGCAGCGUUGAGUUACAUCGAUGGGCUCGGGUCUGGUUUGACUGCCGCCGAAAAUACGAGGAAGUUGAAAGAUUUUAAAGAAUCAGCGUUGAAGUUCAUCGAGCAGCAGAUACAAAGUACAUUGAAAUCUAAACUAACGUUGAAUCGCAAUGAAUACGAUGUUGAAAGUCGUGAAGGAAAAUUCGGGAUUCCUCCAUUUUAUAUAAGCAAAGGUAAUGAAGAUAUUCCAAGCAAUGUCGGAUUCGCUUUCAACAAUCCAACGACCAGGUCGAAUACUCUGAAAGUUUUACGCGCUCUACAAUUGAGGAAACCAAUUUUACUGGAAGGCAGCCCCGGAGUCGGGAAGACUAGUCUGGUCUCUGCGCUUGCCAGGGCGUCCGGACAUCGUCUUCUCCGCUUAAAUCUCAGCGAUCAAACGGAUAUCUCUGAUUUAUUCGGAGCCGAUUUGCCAGUGGAAGGAGGUAAAUCUGGUGAAUUCUCUUGGAGGGAUGGCCCUUUUUUAAGAGCUUUAAAAAACGGAGAUUGGAUUCUUCUCGAUGAGCUGAAUCUUGCAUCGCAGUCAGUUCUCGAAGGGUUGAACGCUUGUCUCGAUCAUAGGGGAGAAGUCUAUAUACCGGAGUUAGGGAUGUCUUUCGUUGUGAAGCCAGGGACUCGGCUGUUCGGUUGCCAGAACCCUCUUCGUCAAGGUGGAGGCAGGAGAGGACUUCCAAAAUCGUUUCUGAACCGUUUCACUCAGGUUUUCGUCGACACGCUGGAAAAGGUUGACUUGCAGUGCAUUUUGAAAAUGCAAUUUACUGAAUUACCAGAAGAUCUGAUCGAUAAGAUGAUACAGUUUAACGAAGAACUGAGUUCCCAAAUCGGGACUACUUGGGGUCAUUCGGGGUCACCUUGGGAGAUGAAUUUAAGGGAUCUCACAAGAUGGUGUGAAAUAACGAUCGCUAAUUUUAAACGUGAUUCGAAGAAGACGUUCAAUAUUGGAAACGGGGCUCAAUUGAUUUACGUCGACCGAAUGAGGACGGUUCAAGACAAAAACAAUGUGAAAGAGAUAUACGAUAGGAUAUUCGGUCAGUUCGAUCGAUUGCCAGAGCCUGAGUUCCCGAUUCAUUUAACGAAAGAGAGGGUCUUUUUGGGGAAUGAAAUAUUGGACCGCAGCGACUUUGCGGUCUACGGGAACGAUGAUUUGUUGCUCCUGCGGGAGCAGAAAACCGCCCUCAAGGGGCUUGCGCAGUGCGUGAACAUGAACUGGAUGGCUAUCCUCAUCGGAGGCUCCGGGACUGGGAAGAGCAGCCUCGUUCAUCUCCUCGCAAACUUGGCCGGCCAGAAACUGAAGUCGAUCGUCGUCAACUCUGCGAUGGACACCACGGAGAUCCUCGGUGGCUUCGAACAGACAGACUACAAUCGACAUCUGGAAGAAUUGUUGGAGAGGACCGAGGCACUGCUAAUCAAGAUCUUGAGAAAGAAUUUAGACAAUAAGAAUCUGGAGAACGUAGCCCAUUACCAUGGACUGUUGGAGAACGUUCGACAUUUGUUUGAAGGGGAUGAUAAAACAAUGGGGACGAACAUGUCGACGGAGACGAAGCUGUUUCUACGUAAAACCGAGGAAUUAUCGAAGCUAGUGUCGGCCAUGGGAACGGAGGACGACGAGGAGCUGGCGCUGAUCAACAAAAAGCUGAAUGAUCUAUCGAUUGCUGUGGAGAAGGACAACUGCCUGAACGCUGGAGGAAAAUUCGAGUGGGUGGACAGCGUGUUAGUAAAGAGUUGGUCUAACAAGAAAGCAAUGAAGCACGACCAGGAAAUAGACCUCCAAGAUCUGCUCGGUGUAACUCGGAUCGUGAACGGGACGUCGUUUUUGAAACACGUCUUACUCGACUUCUACGAACGGUCUUUAUUAAAUGAUCUCGAGGUACGUCGUAUCUGGAGUUCGAAAAUCACGUCCAAGUGCGAGUUCGGAUUGAUCGCGGAAAUUAACGAGUGCCUCGGUAACGAAGCCGCUAGUUUGAAAUUCUUAUUCGAAAACAAAUCCGCGGUGGAGGUACCGUUCGGUCUCGUCGAACCCUCGACGGCGAAUAAUUUCGCGAUCGUUUUGUACUUCCGUUUAAUGAUGCUCGAGUGCGGGUCGGAGAGGAAGUUUGUGGCGAACGAGGACGUUAUACGCUUGGAGGAGUACUCGGCGGCCGUACGUUCAGGUAAACUGUCAAGCAACUUGAAGAACGUGCCGUUGAUCCUAAACUUCUCAAACAUGAUCGAGCAAUCAUCGAAAUUCAUUCACUUGCUACUUCGCAACGAGAACUUGUCUCUAACUGACAAAGAGUACGUCGAAGUCCGGGAUGGACUACGAUGGUAUCAGAGGUAUCAGAACCUAGGAACCACGAAGCUAGUUGACAAAACACGAGGAACCUUCUACGACCUGAAAGAAAUCUCUUCAUCGCUAGAAGUCCACUACAAAUGGUUGAGGAAGUUCAUUAAAAAAUUGCUGGCACAUUCCAGCUUGGAGUCAUUCAAUCUCAGUACUCGAACGAAAAUCAAACAUUUUUCUGCUACUUGCUUAAACGAGGUAACCAGCAAUGAUGAUUAUAGGAAAUUCAGGAAGCUCGUGAAGAAGCAACUGCCGAUCCCAUCGCCGCAUCUCUCGGAAAGCUCGAUGAGCUUCGACGAGAAAUUACGGUCGGUAUCCAGGCGACUCCGAGUGACCGACGAGGACCUGAUCGAUCCAUCGAGGACCAAAUGGAAAAUCAUAGUUCUCGCUUUGAACCUGUCCACCCGAAAGAGAUUGAUCGAGAUCUAUGAAAGGGAUUACAAAAUUAAGCUCGACGAGCAUCGAGACUGGUCGCAGGAGCUGACAGAAAUCGAGGAGAUCGCUGUGAGCAUUUCUGAGCCAAGAGAGAACAGCGAUAACUCUGAUAAAAUUGAUGUAAACGUCGAGGCGUGGCCUAUUUACGAAUUCUUCUUCCUGCUUUCCACGUAUCGUUUCUUGAAACUAUUCAAAGAAGACAACAAUAGCCGUGAUUACUGCGAGAAGAUUUACAAGGACGAUGCAUUGAGCAAAUUCGAGGAAGUCCCAACGAUACCAGCUGGUCUGAUUGGUUUGAUCAAAACGUUGAAUUCCCGUGAAACUUCACUGAACCAGUCAGUCUUCUUGCAGCCAGAGUUGCUCUCAUCGUUCUUCAAGUUCGCUCAGCGGUCAUUUGCUAUAGAGAAUUCACAUGUUCUCCUAAACUGGCGUGACAUUAAGGAAACUGAAGAAAUUCUUGAAUUAAAUAAAAAUGAAGAGUCGAAUUUCAUCCACAAUUCAACGCUUUUCAUGCUGAUCUUCGAUCUGCUCUCAAGUAAAUCUGGUAACAGAGGAGAAAUCAAUUUUGGAAACUACAAGAGCCGCAAGAGGAUGUUCGACACACUUCGCGCACUGCUAUGGAAGAACUCUCUGAUUCUGAACUCCCAGGAGUUCGACGUGUGCCGCAACGACGCUUCAUUGCUAAUUCACUGCAUCGACUAUUAUCUAUCCCACGUGGACGAAGUCCUCGACACGUUCCUCAACGAAUAUAACAGCAGGAAGCAAAACGAGAGAUGGCUUCAGUUUCUAAAAGCGAUCAGGUCCCUACGAGAGAUCAAAGAGAGAUCAAAUGAAGGUUUGAAAGCGAUUGACAGAGGGCUUGGCUGGCUAGCUUUGGGUUAUCUGCAGAUGUUCAUUUUCCAGGACCCAGGAACCAUCGACCCGGUACACAAAGUUAUUUUAAAAUCAAAAUACGCACGCGAGGAUGUCAACGGCUUGGAGCAGCUGAUGCUAGUCGAGAAUAUCCAAUGCUCCAUCCUGGGGAUUCGCCUCUCAGACGAGAAGAGAUCGUCCAGGGUAGAUCGUUUGGCAACGAUUUCCAGCAAGGCUAAGAAUCUGGAGAGUCUGCGCGCAGUGAGGCCGGCCUCGAGAUUCCAGAACCUCCGCGAGGAUUUGGAGAACUUCUCGAGCACCGUAGGCUCGUAUGAGACGAUAUUCUGUCACGGCAGACGCUUAAGAAAAGCGAGUGAAUCGAAUAAGGACUUUGAGACGUUGCAAGUAGCGUUCAUUUGGAAGAAGUCGCUGGAGAGAUUCGCCGACAAGCUGGAGAGGAAUUUCUUAGUCGGUUUCCCAGAUGUUGUAUCCCCUGUAAUCACGGCGGUGUCGAACCUAAGGCAUGGCGUGUCGAUUUUAAUCGGAGCAGUGAAGCAUUUUAUGAACUCGACGAAUCGAGACUUAAGCUUGUUACUACGUUUCCCUGUUUCUUCUCAACAAAAUUACAUGAGUCUUGUUGAACAUAGCUUAAAGAUGUACUGUCAAUCGGAGCUGGCUUGUAAAGAGAAACUUAAUCUGCUGAGAAUUUGCUUGAAAGAAAUGGAGAACUUUUCUGCGAUCGGGAAACAAACCGCGUGGAACGUCUUGCAAAAGAGUUUGAAAGAAGUCAGGAGCGUCUGGAUGGAACAGGAGACACAGAGGGAGACUCUGGCGAGGGAGAAGGAGAACAUGUAUGAUAUGAGAGUUGCAACGAAGUUAGAAGAGGAGGAGGAAUACGAGAAAGCGUUUCCAGAUCACCAACAGGACUUCAUAGAAUUCUCGGACUUACAGAAACCUCUGAAUGAAGUACAAAAAGCGCCUGAAGAUAAAGAAACCUUCGUAGAACUGAUAUCUACUAUGGACGCUAGGAUUAUUCAAGAAAUGCAUUGGAACAUUUUGAACAACUGUUCUGGAGAAGAUUCUAUAAAAAUCGAACCGGAUUUCGUCGGUCCUUUGGUGCAGAGAUUUGAGAUUUAUGGCCCCCAGCUGAAAACUUUAGAAGAUUCCCAUUUGGUAUCUAGUUUGCUCGUUCUGAUAGCGCAGAAAUCGAAUUUCGGGGAUAGAAAUACUAAAAAAGGGGUGUAUGAUUUCUACAGAGAUCCGAACGUGGCAGAAGUCGAAGAGUGUCAGUCUCUGUUCGACAGACUCCAACUGAGAGUGAACGAAUUUCUAGAAGAGUGGCCGGAGAAUCCGAUUUUGAACUCGAUCAAGGUGAUCGUCGACAGGCUCUUAGGCUUCCCGGUGGACUCCUCCUUGUCCAAAUUUCUAGUCGGCGUGGAAUUAUUGCUGACGAAGAUCAAGCAGUGGGAGGAGAACGCUAGGCAUGAUGUGAGCUUGGCAGAGUUCGUUGAGGCUUUCGGGGAGAAGGUUCUCCGCUGGAGGAAGCUAGAGAUUUCAAGGUGGAAAGACUCGCUGGAGGUACUUGAGGAUGAUUUAAAAACGGAAGCUUCGAGGUGGUGGUUCUUCCUAUUCGAUUUAGUAGACGAGUACUCUAACGAGCUGAGCAGUAAAACAGUGGAGAGUUUGGAACGUUUCUUAACGGAGUCGCCUCUGAUUGAAUACGAAGCAAGACUCCGAUUGGUUUAUCUGUUUUAUCGCCAUGUCCGUGCAGGUCCUGACGCUGCGAGACAAGACGAGCUCUCACGUAUCCUUUGGAACGUUUUCUUCUAUUAUAGUCGAUUCUUAAACGAUGUCAAGGCUAAGAUACAGGCUUUGAAGGAGCCAGUCGCUAAGAAGGUGAAGGAUACUAUAAAAAUUACUAGAUGGAACGAUGUGAGUUACUGGUCAGUGCGAAACACCGCCGAGAAGACUCGGAGAACCUUGCAUAAGUUCGUUAGAGAGUUCAAGAAGGGUCUGCAACAAAACGUCGCCUGCUGUCUGACUCUGAAGUCAAAAGUCGAACCGUUGGAAACGAGUUCCAGGAGAGAACUCAGGGUUUGUGAUUUCUUGAUCGAAACGAAACCUGGAAAACAGAAUAAAACUGAGAAACUCGUUCAAAAAGCCCGUCUGUUUUGCGAAGAAAUCAUUACAAGCAGUAACUACGAUUCCAUUCGAAGAGACAUUGAAACUUUCAUAGAGGAGAGCUUGGAGGAAAGCAGAAGACUUAGGAAUGUUGAAGUGGACAAGAGCCUGACGAAGGCCAAGCAGCAAGCUCAAUUGAAAAGCAUACUUCAACAGAAGAAAAUGGCGUUGGCGAAUUAUUUCAAAACGCUCAGUCGUCUAGGUAUCUCUUACAGAAAAGGGAUCUUAGCUUGGAAGAAUCGUAAAGAAACUGUAAUUAAUUUUAAGACUAUGGUGUUGGAUCUUGAACGCAUACAGAGAUUAAAAUGUGGCCAGGAGUUUGAGAAUCUGGACAUUGCGCUGAUGGAGCAGUGGUCCGGCUGCGAGAAAUAUUACUACGAGUCUCUGGUUAAAUUAAACUCCCUCGACAGCAUUUUUAGCACUGGACGAUCAGUUUUGGGAAUGCAGGACGCGGAACGUUGCCGCGGAUUCUCUGCUCACUUGAUGCUGCUGGUCCAUAAACAGAAAGAAACCGUCGCUGAUUUCUUUAACUUCUUCUUACCCUUCAGAAUACAAGCGACGAACCUAGCGUUGAUGAUGAAAGACACUCGGGAAAUAACGAACAUUGUAAAUGUCCCUGGAGACCUCGUCGACAGAUUUCUGGAGUUAUUAAUAGAAUUGGAAAUAUCUAUCAGGCAGAUUAUAAUCGUUUUGGAAAGUUGUCCAGUGGAGUCUCUCGCAGAUGAGGAUUCUCUAGAUUUAAAUGAAACUGUGGUACCAGUACUGCAAGAUGGCAGCGUUUCUAGAGACUUGCUCAGCUCUAUGAGAGACUCAUUACAUUUGGUGCAGAACCUAGCGAAAGAACUGAAUGCAUGGAUUGCCGUCUCGAGACCCGUUAAAGAAAAGAAUUCGAAGUUCCUGUUCCAUCGAAGGCACCUGGAGUUCUUACGAAAGGGUUACCAAACGAUUGAGAGAGUCAAGGAGAAACUGGAUGAACUCGGCGGCGCUUUUCAUUACAAUCAUCCUAUCUACGACCAUGAAUUGAUAGAAGCGAUUAAUAAUAGCAGAGAACUGUUCAAAUCAACGCUUGAUUGUAUAGAAGAUGUCGAGGAGUAUAGAAUUACUGAUUUGGAAGACUUUGAAAUGCAUCCAGACCACAUCACAGGGUCCAGAUCGAAUGUUCUCAAUGCACUGAUUAAACAAAUUCUUUUGGCUGUUCAAAAGAGGCAGGAGAAUCAGAAGUCAAUCGAGGUGACGAGUGAUGACGUUAACGAGGAAGAUUUUAAAGAAAACCUGAUGACAGAUGAAUUAAUCGAAUCUCUGAGGAACGUUGUCCAGGAUUUGAGACUAACUACUGUGUGGGAUAGACUGUCAAAGCUAGUAGAUGCUAUUAAUUCUGGGAAUGAUAGAUUGGCGAAUAUGUACAUGAGAUUACUGUCGCAGUACGUACCUCUCUUACAGCAGUAUACCUUACUUCUGCAUUAUUACUUGUAUGAGCAAGUGGCAUCCUUCCGGUUAACAUGCAAAUUCCUGUACCUGCAAUUGAACGUAUUCCUCGACUUGGCGACCAACGGUUUCUGUCAGCCGGAUGACGCGGACGGCGCUCAGGACGAGGGCGAAGGGGGCACCUCCGAGGGAGGGAUGGGAUUAGCCGAGGGCGAGGGUAAAAAGGACGUCUCAGACAGGAUCGAAAGCGAGGAUCAACUGGAAGACGCUAGACAACCGAACGAGGAGGAAAAAGAGGAGAAGAAGGACACGAAGGAGGAAGAGAAAGGCAUAGAGAUGUCGGAGAACUUCGAGGGUCACUUGGAAGACCUCGGGGAACGUGAGGAGAACGAGGACAACGAUGAGGAUGACGAUUUGGAUAAGGAGAUGGGUGAGACUGACGAAACGGCGGAAAAAUUGGACGAAGAGAUUUGGAAGGACGAGGAGGAGGAGAAUAACGAGGAAGAAAGUCGGGAGGAUCAGAAGGAGGAGAGGGGGACCGGUGAGAAAACCGGGCAGGAAGAACUGGGCGCGGGAGACGAUAAUGAGAAGAGUAAUAAGGAUGAGGAGCAGAAAGAUGGAGACAGGAAGGAAGAAGAGAAAGAGAUAAACGAGUUCAAGGAACCUGAAGUGGACGACGAUCAGGUGGACCCUUAUCACGGUAACACUCAGCCGGAAGUUGAACCGGAAGCGUUCGAUCUGCCGGAAGAUGUUAAUCUUGACGAGGAGGCGAAAGAGGAGGAUGGCGCUAACGAAGAAGAUCCUUUCGAUAUUGAUCAGAUGAAAGACUCCAAGCUUCCAGAAGAGAGGGAAGAGGAGUUGGAAGAGACGAAGGAAGCUGAGGAUAACGAGCAGCAGAAUUCCAGCGGCGAUGAAGACGAAGAAGGAGACCAAGAAGAUGCGAACAGAAAGGGUGACGAGAAAACAGCGGUGGAUCCUGAAGAGGAGAAAGAGGAUGCUGAGAAAGAAAAUGAAGAGCAGAAUGAGAUGGAGGAGGGCGAUAAGGCUCCCGCUAGUUUCGACGUGGGUAGCAAGCAAGUUGACGCUUCAGAGGAAGUUCAAUCAAAGAAAGAUGGUUCCAGAGAUGCUGUGGAGAGCCAAUCGAAUCAAGAACAAAUGGACAUUGAUUCUACGGAAAGUAGUGUGAACGAAAACAAAGACAAAGGAACCGGUCAGUCUCAGACGGAAGAACGCGAAGGUCAUUCCGGAGCCAAACAGGAGGAGGACGCUCCCGCCUCCAGCGAGAAGGACUCAAAAUCCGCUCCACAGCGAAGGAAACCGGGAAAGAGCGACGAGAACCGCAGUCUUCUCGACGACGACGCUGCAUCCGCCCCGAAGAAGUUAAAAACAGACGCGAUGCAACGAAAUUUAGACCAGGAAGAAGAGGAAAGGGAGAAGCAGAAAGGCGGUGAAAGCGAAGCGUACGAGCAUAUUGAGAAUUCCGAGAAAUUCGACGAUUACGUUUUCGAUGCCGCUACCGAAGAGCAAAUCAAAAAGCAGGCGUCGAACUUAGAAGAAGAUAAAGAGAAGCAAGCGGAUGAUGACGUUGAAAUGCACGAGGAUACCGAAGAGCCAAUGGAUCAGGAAGAAGAAACUCGAAAAGAGAAAGCUGAGAAAGUGGCUGACGGUAAAAAGGACAAAUCUACGAGCGCCAAAGGCGACAGGUCAGACGAGGUCGAGCAGAUCGACUUAACCGGCGAGGUCGAGGGUGAAACUGUGGAAACAACUCGAGUUUUACGAGGAAACGAAUCGUCUAUCCACACAAAGUUAGAUGAAACCGAAUCCUUCGAUAUUUCCACGUGCGAUAUCGUGCAGAAGAGAUCAGAAAUCGAGAGUAUGUUAGCUAAAUGGUCUCAGGGGCCGUCCUCGGUCGAGGCGGCCAAUGCUUGGAGCUCGAUCACCGCGCUGACAGAAUCUGCUGCCAGAGAAUUGUCGGAGAAGCUACGAUUAGUAUUGGAACCGACGCUGACUUCCCGUUUGAAAGGCGACUACAGGACCGGCAGGCGCAUAAACAUGAGGAAAGUGAUACCGUACAUCGCCAGCGAGUUCCGGAAGGACAAAAUCUGGCUAAGGCGCACGAAACCUUCCAAAAGAGACUAUCAGGUCGUAUUGGCCAUCGACGAUUCCAGCAGCAUGGCUGACAAUCAUUCGAAGGAGCUGGCGUUCGAAUCGUUGUCGUUGAUCGGCAAAGCUAUGAGUUAUCUGGAAGUCGGCCAGCUCGCUGUUGUCAAUUUUGGAGAACGCGUCAACAUACUUCAUCCGUUUGGGGAGAACUUCACAGAUGAAAGCGGCGCUAGAUUGAUUCAAGAGAUGAAGUUCGAACAAAAGAAGACGAUGAUUGGGCAGCUGCUUGACUUCAUAAUAGAGAUGUUCGCGUCUCAAGGAAAUACCUCCGAUAAUGCGAAAUUGGUAACUAUUUUAUCGGAUGGCAGAGGGAUAUUUUCUGAAGGAGUGGAAAAUGUAUCCACGGCCGUGAGGAAAGCGAAAUUGUUGAAUAUUUUCCUUGUUUUCAUCAUAGUCGACAAUCCCCUUAACAAGGAUUCAAUACUGGACAUAAGAAUGCCAAUUUUUGAAGGUGGUAAACUGUUGGGCAUACGUUCUUACAUGGACAGCUUCCCAUUUCCGUUUUAUAUUAUUCUUAGAGAUUUGGAUACUUUGCCUGCAGUACUGAGCGAUGCUUUAAGGCAAUGGUUCGAAAUUGUUGGCAGGAUCGAUACGUGAAAUAUUAUUUUAUACAUUCUGAUUGCGCAAUCACUAGACAAAUAAACAAUUAUUUUCGUA